Molecule: messenger RNA, 426 nt
Organism: Quercus lobata
Lineage: Eukaryota; Viridiplantae; Streptophyta; Magnoliopsida; Fagales; Fagaceae
Exons: 1
Coding region: 1-426 (141 amino acids)
Molecular function (GO): nucleic acid binding; RNA-DNA hybrid ribonuclease activity
Source: RefSeq, a predicted model, not a curated record
AUGAAUGAUUUCCAUGAAGCAAACACUGUGCUCUGGCCUACGGAGCAUGCUUCGAAUGGUGGCUGGGUGGCCCCUCCGGCUGGUUAUUUUAAGGUCAAUGUGGAUGGUGCAUCUCCUUUGGAUGACCACAGAGUCUCGGGGGUUGGCGCGAUUGUCCGUGAUGACAGUGGCAAUAUUGUUGCUGCCCUGAGUAAAGCUCUGCCUUCACACUAUCCAGCUGAGUGGACUGAGCUCUUAGCUAUGGAACAGGGAGUGCUACUAGCUCUGGAGUUGGCCAUUCCCAAUGUUAUCUUUGAAUCGGAUGCUGCCUCUAUUGUCCAAGCAGUCAUGCAUGAUCCUGGAGGAGGUGAAACGGGCCAUUUGAUUCAAGAAAUUCAGAAAGUAAAAUCUUCCUUCUCAAGUUGCUCGAAUUUUUUUUCUAAAUAA